CCUUUUCUUAUUAAAAGGUUUCCAAGCUACACAGAACCACAAAAUCUAACAGGUGUCUCAGAAUUCCUCCUCCUGGAACUCUCAGAGGAUCCUGAACUGCAGCCCGUCCUCGCUGGGCUGCUCCUGUCCAUGUACCUGGUCACGGUGCUGGGGAACCUGCUCAUCAUCCUGGCCGUUGGCUCUGACUCCCACCUCCACACCCCCAUGUACUUCUUCCUCUCCAACCUGUCCUUGGCUGACAUCGGUUUUACCUCCACCACCGUCCCCAAGGUGAUUGUGGACAUCCAGUCUCACAGCAGCGUCAUCUCCUAUGUGGGCUGCCUGACUCAGGUGUCUCUUUUUACCCUUUUUGGAUGUAUGGAAGACAUGCUUCUGGCUCUGAUGGCCUAUGACCGGUUUGUGGCCAUCUGUCACCCCCUGCACUACCCAGUCAUCAUGAGCCCACGCCUCUGUGGCUUCUUAGUUUUGGUGUCUUUUCUUCUUAGCCUGGUGGAAUCCCAGCUGCACAAUUUCACUGUGUUACAAUUCACCUGCUUCAAGGAUGCGGACAUCUCGUCUUUCUUCUGUGACCCUUCUCAACUCCUCAGCCUUGCCUGUUCUGACACCUUCCUCAACAACAUAGUCGUGUAUUUCGGUGCUUCCAUAUUUGGGUUUCUUCCUAUUUCUGGGGUCCUCUUCUCCUACUAUAAAAUUAUUUCCUCCAUUUUGAGAGUUUCAUCAUUAGGUGGGAGAUAUAAAGUCUUCUCCACCUGUGGCUCUCACCUGACAGUUGUUUGCUUAUUUUAUGGAACAGGCCUUGGCGUGUACCUCAGUUCAGCUGUGUCACCUUCUCCCAGGAAGGCUGCGGUGGCCUCAGUGAUGUACACUGUAGUCAGCCCCAUGCUGAACCCCUUCAUCUACAGCCUGAGAAACAGGGACAUUAAAAAGGCCCUGUGGAAGCUGCAAAACAGGACAGUCUAGUCUCAUUAUCCAUCCUAUUGUUUUUCUUGUGUGAGUUAGAAAAGGCAGCAACAUUAAUUAUCUGAACCUGCAAGUCAUGGCCCCUGCCCACAUUUCCUGUGCGAAUAGUGCUUUCUUUGUUAUAUCUUUAAUUGGAAUAAGUGAAUAUUCUGGUAUCCUUUGUUCAUCACAAACAUCACGACUGAAUCCAAUACACCUGGACAGCCUCCUUUAGUUUCUGAGGAAUGACGCUCGUAUCCAGGUAAAAUCACAACUCUCUUUUUAUACAGAGGAAG
This is a messenger RNA of Chlorocebus sabaeus (green monkey), 1235 nucleotides long. RefSeq names its product olfactory receptor 7E24-like. NCBI's taxonomy places the organism in Eukaryota, Metazoa, Chordata, Mammalia, Primates, Cercopithecidae. The record is from RefSeq and is a predicted model, not a curated record. Gene Ontology annotation, biological process: G protein-coupled receptor signaling pathway. Gene Ontology annotation, molecular function: olfactory receptor activity; G protein-coupled receptor activity. Gene Ontology annotation, cellular component: membrane.